Molecule: messenger RNA, 1659 nt
Organism: Musa acuminata subsp. malaccensis (wild Malaysian banana)
Lineage: Eukaryota; Viridiplantae; Streptophyta; Magnoliopsida; Zingiberales; Musaceae
Source: RefSeq, a predicted model, not a curated record
AUGGCCAACGUACUAGCGAAUAGCCAAGUUUUUUGCGUCAUUUCCAUGGAUCAUCUUCUCUUGGCUUCCGUCUCCAUUGUGGUAGCCACCAUGCUCUUCUUGAUCAUCUUCAUCAAGAAAGUAUUCAGCAAGUCCGAAGCCCAAUAUCCGCGACCUCCCCCUGGUCCGUGGAGGUUGCCCAUCAUCGGAUGCAUGCACCACUUGGCCGGCCAAAUCCCCUUCCGCGCAUUCCGCCGCCUCUCUCUCACCUACGGGCCUCUCAUGCUUGUCAGAAUUGGCCGGGUAGACUUCGCGGUGGCCUCCUCCCGGGAAACCGCUCAAGAGAUCUUGAAGAACCAAGACCCCAACUUCGCCGCGCGGCCGGAGCUCGUCGUAGGAGAUAUCGUCUUCUACGGUUGCUCCGACGUUAUCUUCUCCCCCUUUGGCCCCUACUGGAAGCAACUGCGCUACAUCUGCUUCAUGGAGCUGCUCCGAACCAAGCGCAUCCGGUCUUCCGCCUCCAUCAGGGAGGAAGAGACCCUUUACUUGAUCCGAGACAUCUCCACGGCAACACAACCGAUCAACCUGAGACAGAAGCUCCUCAGAAUGUCCAACGCAGCCAUAUCCAGGGUGGCGAUUGGUUCACGAAGCAAGCACCAGGAGACGUUCAUCUUGGUCGCCAGGGAGGUCAUCGACGUGCUGGGAGGGUUCUAUGCCGCCGACAUGUUUCCGUCGCUGAAGAUCCUCCACGUCCUGUCAGGAGCCAAGUUCAAGUUGCACAGGAUACGCCGGAGGCUUGACAAGAUCUUAGAUGACAUAGUUAAGGAGCAUGAGGUUAAGGCCAAGAUGAACAAAGGUCGGGAAGUAGCCGAAGUGGAGGAGGACAUAGUCGAUGCGCUACUAAGGCUUAAAGAUGAAUCCGAACUAGAAGUUCCGAUGACCAUGGACGGAAUAAAGGCUGUGAUGCUUGACAUGUUACUCGGAGGGACCGAGAACUCAUCUGCAGUGAUCGAAUGGGCCAUGUCGGAGCUGAUGAGGAACCCCAAGAUAAUGGAGAAAGCACAGAAGGAGGUGAUGGAAGAGCUGAAGGGAAAGAACAGGAUACAAGAGACCGACAUCGUGGAGCUGAACUACCUCAAGUCGAUCGUUAAGGAGACACUAAGGCUUCACCCACCUGUCAGCCUGAUACCAAGAAUGUGUAGAAAGACGUGUGAGGUGCUCGGCUACGAGAUAGAAGCCGGCACUCGAGUCUUGGUCAAUGCAUGGGCAAUCAACAGAGAUCCAGAGUACUGGGAAGAGGCCGAGAGCUUCAUGCCGGAGAGGUUCGAAGGUAAAUCCGUUGAUUUCAAAGGAGGUAACUUCGAGUACUUGCCGUUCGGUGCUGGAAGACGGAUAUGCCCUGGAACGGAGUUUGGGCUCGCCACCGUACACCUAUCCUUGGCGCAGCUCCUCCUCUACUUCGACUGGAAACUGCCGGAUGGCAAGAAACCAGAGGAGUUGGACAUGAGCGAGACCUACGGAGUUACUGAGUGUGAUACAAGGAUAAAAGAGAGAGCUGCGGAACUGAUGGAGCAGAUAAGAAGCAUGUCCAAGGAUCCUACUGACAUCUUGCAAACUAUGAAUUUGGUCGAUUCAAUCCAGCUUCUUGGAUUGGAUUAUCACUUCGAGAAGGAUAAGUGA